Molecule: messenger RNA, 249 nt
Organism: Caenorhabditis auriculariae
Lineage: Eukaryota; Metazoa; Nematoda; Chromadorea; Rhabditida; Rhabditidae
Source: the annotation of a GenBank genome assembly
AUGGGAAGUUGCAGCUCUUGCGUGCGGCUUAUGCUCGAUGCGGAGUCCGACGUCAAAAUACACGGUUAGUCUUGAAACUUGACUGAAAUCUCUGAUCGAGGAUUUAUAGUGAUCGAACCAACUUCUAUCAACGGCGGCGGGGAACAGUCGGUGAUACAUAGGGAGACUCCAGCCGAACGAAUGCGACCGACUCUUGAAGUACCCCAGUUCCAUCGACCGAGGAGAGAAGAAAAAGAAGAAGAAUCCUGA